CAUAAAGAGUUGUGGUGGUUGGUGUUAUUCCUGGAGUAAGAGAGAGAGUAUAGACCAGCAGUGGUCAAGGUCCACACUGAUGAACUUAUAUCACUGUUAUCAGUCUGCAACAUGGCACUGCUCAGGAAGAUUGCCACCACUCGAAUUUUAGGUUGCUUGUACCCCUGGGUGUGCCCUGGGCGGCAUGUGUCAGCAGCACCCCCAGGCCAGGCCAGACGUAUAGACCUCGGGGGUAUUUUCCCCCCCAUACCCACCCCCUUCAACCGUGAUGAGACUAUAGCCUAUGAUAAGCUGGCCCAAAAUGUCGCCAUAUGGAGUAUGAUUCCUUUUAAAGGCUUGGUGGUGGAAGGCAGCAAUGGAGAAUAUGUCUAUCUAACUCCAGAGGAACGUGUGGAGGUGGUGAAACGUGUCCGCGAGUUUCUCCCCAAAAAUUCAGAGAAGCUUAUUUUGUGUGGCUCAGGAUGUGAAUCUACACGAGAUACAAUCAACAUGACUCAAAAAAUGGCUGCAGCUGGUGCUGAUGCAGUGAUGGUUGUUACUCCAAGCUAUUAUAAAGGAAGCAUGAAGGACAAAGCUCUCCAUGCACACUUUACAGCAGUAGCUGACAAUAGUCCUGUUCCAGUUAUUCUCUACAGUGUUCCUGUUUUUACAGUGAUUGAUUUAAGCCUUGAUGUGAUAGUUGACCUUGCCAACCAUCCAAAUAUUGUUGGCAUGAAGGAGAGCGGUGGAGACAUCGCAAAAAUUGGCAGCAUAGUACAUCAGACAAAAGAGUCAGACUUCCAAGUGUUUGCUGGAUCUGCUAGUUAUCUUUUAGCAACUUUACAGAUAGGUGGUGUUGGUGGUGUUUGUGCUCUGGCCAAUGUGCUUGGAGAAGCUGUGUGUGAACUCCAUAGACUUACAGUUGAGGGGAAAAUUGCUGAUGCUGUUCAUCUACAGAAAAAGCUCAUUGCUCCAAAUUCUGCAGUUACCAAGACUUUUAGCAUCCCAGGACUGAAGCAAGUCAUGGAUUGGACAGGUUUUUAUGGUGGCCCCCUCCGUUCACCUCUGCAGCCUCUAUCUGAUCAAGAAGCUGCUAAACUCCGUAAAGUCUUUGAAGAUUCAGGCUACCUUUGAACAGUGUAUUUGAAUAUUUCUACAUGAUGGGGUAGCCUAAAAUAUUUUAAAACUGGGACUGAUUUUAUUGUUAUGGGGAUAACAACAGUUUCAAUGACUUUGACAAGGCAGUAGUGUAACACAUUUGAAGUAACAUUGGAUCACAAAUAUGUUUUAUCAGUUAUACUACACAUGCUCUGUUUGUGCAGUGUGUGUGUGCAUCUGUGUACUCACCUAAUUGUGGUUGCAGGAGUCGAUUCAUGGCUCCUGGCCCUGCCUCUUCACUGGUUGCCAGUAGGUCCACUCUCUCCCUGCUCCACAAGCUUUAUUAUACCUCUUCUUGUGUUUGUAUGUGUAUGUAUGCAUGUAUGAAUGUACAUAUAAGAGAAAGAACAUUAUAUUCUUUGCCAGGACACUGUCUGUCAUGCAUAAUGCCAAGCCACCUAACAGUGUAACCUUAAAUGGUCAAGCUCUCAAAAAUGAGGACAUUCAUGCUGUAUGUUUACUUAAAGCAGUUAGAAAAUAUAUUUUCAGAAUGCAUAACUAUCAUGAAAAAAUUAUGAUUCCAACAUCCUUUUAAAAAUUACCAACUAAAUGGUCUGAUUAUUGAGUCAACACGGUCCCCCAGGACAUUUUUUUUUUCUUUAACCCUUAAACGGUCCAAACAUAUAUUAUAUACGUUUUUUCAACAUUUGAAUGUAUGUAAAAAAAUGUACAUCUUUUUUUUUUUUUUACAUUUGAAAAUGUGUAAAAAAACUUUUAUCUACAUUUUUUUUUGUUAUAUUUGAAAAUGUAAAAAAAAAACAUAGAUCUACUUUUGGAGCACUACUGAUUUGAACGUCGAUCUAUUUGGACCGUUUAAGGGAGAGUUGUAUUAGGCAACUGUUAUGCACAAUGGUUGUAGUUCUGCCAUAGGUAGGUAAUGAACAGUUUUCAAGGAAAGUAUGCAUAUUAUACUGUAUAUAUUUUGGAAACACAAUAGGUCUAUUCCUGACAUGGGUAAUGAGGUGCCUUCAAGUGUUGCAUACAAGCAUUCCUCGCAUUAUGCUGUAGAUGAUUUCCAGGUCCAUGGCAGCUCAACUAAGCUCAGCCAGGUCACCUCGCCUAAUUCCACAUGUAAGAAUUUUUAGUACAGUUUAUGAACAGUGUCAAUGGCAUACACUGGAUGUAUUUCAUGAAUACAGAAUUAACAAUUCAAAUGGGUCAUCGUACAACAAUGAAUUCUCGUAAAGUGGCCUCAGCAUGAGGGAAAGUUAAGUGAAGAUAAGGUGAAUAUCUUUAGCAGAUACUUAUGUAUAGGUCCUUGUCUUUAAGAAUAAUUUAGUAAACAUCACAGUACUAGUAAUUCUAAUUUUGUAACAACUGUAUUGUAAUUUGAAGCACAUACAAAUUAUAAUGAAAGAUUGUGCAUUUCAUGGGAGGAAGUAUGGAGGAAGUAAAUGUAAUUAGAUAUUUGAGAGUGGACAUGUGGGUAAGUGGUUCUAUAUAACAUGCAGUGAACUGUGUAAUAGACAAGGGGAGAAAGGUAGAUGGUGUGUUGAAGCAUCUGUAGAAAGGAAGAAGUUUAUUUAUGGAAGAAAAAAAAGGGGGAAUGUACCAGAGUAUGGCAGUACCCACACUUUCAUAUGGGUGUAAAGCUUGGGCUUUCAAUGUUGCAGCAAGACAGAGGCUGGAGGCAGUGGCAGUGGCAGUGUCAUGUUUUAGAGCAAUGUGUGGUAUGAAUGUAAUGCAGAGGAUUCAGGGCACAGAAAGUAAAAGAUAAUAUUUGGUUACCAAAGGUAUCAUUCAGAGGGCUAGGGAGGGAUUGUUGAAGUGAGUUGGGUAUUAAAAGAUUGUGGAUCAACAGAAGAACCAAUAAGGUGUAUAAGCUGGGGUGGAAGAAGGGUAAGGGGUCAUCCAUCCCAGGAAGGUAGGAGGGAGGGAGGGAGGGAGGGAGAGAGUGCUUGGAACUUGUGUGAGCUUGUUAGACUGGAAUGGAGACAAGUGGUUUUUAUGGCUUGGUGUGCUAUUUGAGGGUGAGCUAAGUAAUAUUUACUAUAUUAAGGGGUUUAGGGAAAUGGGUUAGCUACACUUGAGUCCUGCAUGUUGAAGAAAGUGGGGAUGUCUUUGCAGUUUUGACAAAGCAGCUUUUGGGUGGCCUUCAUUGGGAGAUGGCCAGUGUGUUUUAAUAAAAAAAAAUCCAUUAUAUUGGGGCAACUUUAAUAGUUUAAGAAAAAAUAUGCAUUUGGUUCAGUUUUUUAAGAAAUAUAACAUGUUUUGAGAAAGAGUAUAAAUUUACUUAAUCUUAUAAAAUACUAGAAGGCUUUCACACCACAAUAAUGUAUCAUGUCUUUACAUAUGUAUUUUAAAUAUGUGUACACUGUAUUACAAGGACAUAACAUAAUAAAAAAAUUUUCCCCAAUA
Molecule: messenger RNA, 3495 nt
Organism: Cherax quadricarinatus
Lineage: Eukaryota; Metazoa; Arthropoda; Malacostraca; Decapoda; Parastacidae
Source: RefSeq, a predicted model, not a curated record